UUUUUUGCCACUGCCUAAAAAAUCCAAGAGAAAAAAAAAAGAAAAAAAGAAAGAAAGGAAAAAACCGAUGGUGUUUCCCAAUUACCAAAGUCAAGAUUUCUCCCCUGAAUCAUCUUCUUCCGGAUCUUGGAGCUCACAAGAAUCAUCAUUCUUUUGGAGCGAUGAGUUCUUCGAUCGAGAACCCGAGUUCUUCUUCCCAAACCCUAACUACUACCAGGAGAUCAAUCUCAAGAAUGAGGAGGAGACGUUGGUAAUGGUGAUCAAAGGAGAAGAAAACGGAGAAACAUUAUCGAAUCCGGAGACCGUAUCGAGGGAUCCGAAGGAGGAGGAGAAAUCGUACAGAGGAGUGAGGAGACGCCCGUGGGGCAAAUACGCGGCGGAGAUAAGGGAUUCGACGAGGAACGGAAUUAGGGUUUGGCUGGGAACGUUCGACAGCGCGGAAGAAGCGGCUUUAGCGUACGAUCAGGCGGCCUUUGCCCUAAAAGGGGUCCUGGCUGUAUUGAAUUUCCCGGUCGAAACGGUCAGAGAAUCUCUACAAAACAUGAAAAAUGUGGAUCUCAGCGAUGGAGGGUCCCCUGUCAUGGCCUUGAAGCGAAAGCAUUCGCUUCGAAAUCGGCCGAAAGGGAAAAGAAGAAGAUCAUCCUCGUCGUCGUUGCAGAUGCGGAAAGAGACGAUCAAGGAAGAAGAAAUCAGUAGAAGUAGUAGUACACUUGUUGUUCUUGAGGAUUUGGGACCAGAGUACUUAGAACAGCUUCUCAUGAGUUCCUGUAACUGAUUAGAUGUCCGUCUUCCACUUUUGAUUUAUUCAGUUUGUGUAAUAAUAAUUGUUUUUUUGUUUGGGUUUGUAAUUGAUUCUUUCCAAUAACGAAGUUAUUUGGGAGAUAUAUAUAUAUAUAUCGAUGUUGAUGUUGA
Tarenaya hassleriana is the source of this 912-nucleotide messenger RNA. Its product is annotated as ethylene-responsive transcription factor 15-like. Gene Ontology annotation, molecular function: DNA binding; DNA-binding transcription factor activity. Lineage: Eukaryota; Viridiplantae; Streptophyta; Magnoliopsida; Brassicales; Cleomaceae. Gene Ontology annotation, biological process: regulation of DNA-templated transcription; ethylene-activated signaling pathway. The transcript has a single exon. Bases 68 to 775 code for a protein of 235 amino acids. The record is from RefSeq and is a predicted model, not a curated record.